AUGUCAGGUCGAGGGAAGCAAGGAGGUAAAGCUCGUGCUAAAGCUAAGACACGGUCUUCUCGGGCUGGACUCCAGUUCCCAGUGGGCCGAGUCCAUCGUUUGCUCCGCAAGGGUAAUUAUGCCGAGCGGGUUGGCGCUGGAGCGCCAGUCUAUUUGGCAGCUGUGCUCGAGUACCUCACAGCAGAAAUCUUGGAGCUGGCAGGCAAUGCUGCUCGAGACAAUAAAAAAACGCGCAUCAUUCCCCGCCAUUUGCAACUCGCCAUCCGCAACGACGAAGAACUCAACAAGCUUCUGGGUAGAGUGACCAUUGCCCAGGGUGGUGUUCUGCCUAAUAUACAGGCGGUCCUGCUCCCUAAGAAAACGGAAAGAAAAUCGGCUCCUGCCCCUAAGAAGGGUUCUAAGAAAGCCGUGACCAAGGCUCAGAAGAAAGACGGCAAGAAGCGCAAGCGCAGCCGCAAAGAAAGCUACUCUGUCUACGUCUACAAGGUACUGAAGCAGGUCCACCCCGACACCGGCAUCUCCUCCAAGGCCAUGGGCAUCAUGAACUCCUUCGUUAACGACAUCUUCGAGCGCAUCGCCAGCGAGGCUUCCCGCCUGGCCCACUACAACAAGCGCUCCACCAUCACUUCCCGGGAGAUCCAGACGGCCGUGCGCCUACUGCUGCCUGGAGAGCUGGCCAAGCACGCCGUGUCCGAGGGCACCAAGGCCGUCACCAAGUAUACCAGCUCCAAGUAAGCGGCUGCUCCAGGAGUCACCGACUUCCCAUGAAACAAAGGCUCUUUUCAGAGCCACCCACUUUGUCAGAAAAAGAUGCUAUUCACUUGUUAUAAACAAAACACAAAUGGCUUAUUUCCUUUAAGAAAAAACCUUUCAUAUUUAGGGGACCUGAAUUUAAAAUGCAUUCUAAAAUUACGGGGCUAAGAACCUUGUGUUCAGGUCAAUACCUUUUGUAACAGACGAUAUAAAGGUCGGUAAACGUCGGCCUUUUUCUUUUGCCCCACCCCCCCACCACCACCACCAUAGAUUAGAAUAGAAAAAACCUGCAAUUUGUUAGCGGGUAAUAGCUGAAUUUCAGACAACAUAGGUAAAUCGAUCUACAAUUAACGUUCUCCUUUGCCUCCACAAACCUCCCUCGCCCAAGGGAGUGGGGUAAUUUAAAAUCGCGUCUUUUUGGUUCGACCGUGGCCCUACGCCACGUCGGCUCCCGUUUGCCUAAUGGGCUUAUUUUUAAUAAAAGGUCUUUAUUCUGCCCCUGUCUGUCUGACUAUCCUCGCGAGACUGCGUGAAGAAAGGGAGUCAGAACUGCCUUAGGUUUCAGGACUAGCAGGUUUUGAGAACUGCCUCUUGUCAAUUACCUAGCUGUUUGAUCCUGGGCUUGUCUUUUAUCCUUCCUGCUCAUUACCUAGAGCAUAGCGAAGGUGCCGACCUGCAUUGGUAGGUGCUUUUCUAAUUGGUAGAGGGACUUCCUAAGCUAGUGAAAUCACAGGAUCAUUCCCUAUCCUAUCCAUGAAAUACCCGACGCAUUCUGGGAACUGGCGGGAAUGCCGUCUCCUUGAACGCUUUCCCUUUCCAAGAACUAUCUAAUUUCCUCUGUGUUUAAUCCGCAUUUUUUUCACCCUCCUAAUAAAGAGAAAGGAAUUCGCUUCUGACAACCUUUCUCCACUGUUUCAUGGAGAUAUAUAGAGAUCCUUCAAUCUCCAGUCGUAACCCCUAAAAAAACAGGCAUGAACCUAGGAGUAUCAGAAAGGGUCCUGAGAAGAUGCUGUUUUCAUUUUCCUCAAAGUUUGUCCUUUUUUCGUUUGACUAAUUCCGCUGCGGUUACGUUUUGUGAGGCAAAGGAAGAGAAAAAGGUGGUGGGGAAAGAAUUCUAUCCGAGGCUUUGGCGUUCGGGGAAGCUAUGCUUAGCAUUGCUUAGAACUCUCCAAGAGGAGCUGGAUUGGACGCUCCAGCAUUAGGCACGCUUGGUGACCAGUGACUGUGUAGCUGCGACCCGGCAGCUGUUUUCCUUCUUGCUGGGACAAAAAUUGGGGCUCCCUGAGGCUAUGUGGUGCUGGCUCUAAUGUGGAGAAGUCUGGAAAUAUAAAAGAGAUGGAGACAAUGGAGUUUGCCUCCUGAGCCCAAGAA
This is a messenger RNA of Dromiciops gliroides (monito del monte), 2124 nucleotides long. RefSeq names its product histone H2B type 1-M-like. The record is from RefSeq and is a predicted model, not a curated record. NCBI's taxonomy places the organism in Eukaryota, Metazoa, Chordata, Mammalia, Microbiotheria, Microbiotheriidae. Gene Ontology annotation, cellular component: nucleosome. The coding region runs from base 1 to 735 and encodes 244 amino acids. Gene Ontology annotation, molecular function: protein heterodimerization activity; DNA binding; structural constituent of chromatin. The transcript is spliced from 2 exons.